AUGACCACGCUCCUCGCCCUCGCUGCCCUCUCCGCGUUUGCCGGCGGCGGCACCGAAGUCUCCUUAGGCCAGUCCACGUACGUGGCGAGUAUCCGUAAGACCGAGACCGGUCAGACCGAGUGCGAAGCAACCUUGAUUGCCCGCAAGUACCUGGAUUGGUACGGUAUCUCUAGGAAUGUCGGCGUCUGGUCGGGCAAGCACGCCCCUAGUGCGGAAGUGAGAACAACCAGCGUCUACUGUGCCGACUCGUCGCUCAACUACGCCUCAAUCGGGUCGCGCUACUCGAGCGGCGACAAGGACGGUGAACGCUUCAAGAUCGUCAAAAAGACCGUGCACCCUCAGUACAACGAAGAAACGCUCGACUACGACUUUGCCAUCCUUGAAUUGGAAACCGAAUCCAAGUUCCCUCCCGCCGCGCUCAACUGGGACGAAGACGCUGUGACCGAACCCGGAACUGUGUCGUGGGUGCGUGGCUUCGGAGCGCCUGCGAUUGUCGAUGAGAUCUCCGGCUUGAUCGCGUUUGUCAGACAGAACUCCCCCGUCCUCUUGCAAGCCGAAGCCACUACUUAG
Aphanomyces invadans is the source of this 570-nucleotide messenger RNA. RefSeq lists its product as hypothetical. The transcript has 3 exons. Gene Ontology annotation, molecular function: serine-type endopeptidase activity. Bases 1 to 570 code for a protein of 189 amino acids. NCBI's taxonomy places the organism in Eukaryota, Oomycota, Saprolegniomycetes, Saprolegniales, Verrucalvaceae. The record is from RefSeq and is a predicted model, not a curated record. Gene Ontology annotation, biological process: proteolysis.